AUAAGACUCCUGAUUUAAUUUUACCUUCUCUCUCUCUCUCUCUCUCACUCGCCUUAAUCUCAUCUUUCAUAACCAUAAAUGUUUCUAUCAAAGCAUGCAUACCCACCAGUACUUCAAAUAUUGCAGCCAUGUUUCCAUGGCAUGUCUCUUACAUGGUCUUUUCAUUUUCUCAGCGACUCUACAACACUCUUUGUCUACAAUAAUCCUCAUCAUAAAAAAGCACCAGCUAAUAAUUAACUAACACCCCUGGGCUCAAAAUUCACACUCUCUAGUUUGGUCUCAUUCCGGGUCACAAAUCAUAAACAUUAUAAAUUUAUUAUUCAUGUCUGAUUUAUACACAACGGUUUCUUUGUCCUCCUAUCUUCCAAAAGAAUCUUAAAGUGUGUUAUUACUCUCUGUCUCUUUGUCUGUGUUUUCUUUCUCUUGAAACAGUUGAGCCAAUGGUUAACAUGCCCAUAAACGAUUUUUCACGUGGGGUUGUUGAAAUGACAAGGUUAAUGCUUAGUGUUGACUACUCAAGGCUCUUCUGGCUUUUAUUUGGCGUUUUCUCCUAUCAGAACCAUGAGAGGAAGCCUCGGAUUUUCUAGCACCCACUUUCAAAAGCUUCUUAGCGUUAGCAUGAGAUUAUAUAUAACUGUAUUGUUCUGUAAUUGCUGAAUAUUCUGAGUACUCGAUUAUAUCAUAUAUAUAUAUAUAUAUAUAUACACACACACAUUAAUAUAUAUAGGGAUGGAAUUUUCUGAUACAAUCAAUACAGCCAUGUACAAGGGAAGAUUUUGCACUAGUGGUGGAGUUAAGGCUCAGCUUGGAUAUGUUGAAACUGAUCCAUCUGGUCGAUAUGGCCGUUUCAGGGAUAUUCUGGGCAAAGGAGCUAUGAAGACUGUGUAUAGGGCAUUUGAUGAAUUACUAGGAAUUGAAGUGGCUUGGAACCAAGUCAAGCUCGGUGAUGUCUUUCAUUCACCAGAGCAACUUCAGCGCCUUUAUUCAGAAGUUCAUCUCCUUAAGCACCUUGACCAUGAAUCUAUGAUGAUAUUCUAUGGUUCUUGGAUCGAUGUCAAUAACAGAACCUUCAACUUCGUCACUGAAUUGUUCACCUCUGGCACCCUCAGAGAGUAUAGACAAAAAUAUAAGCGAGUAGAUAUCCGAGCAGUUAAGAAUUGGGCUCGCCAGAUUCUAAGUGGUUUGGAGUACUUACACAGCCGUAGUCCUCCUGUAAUACAUAGAGACCUCAAGUGUGACAACAUCUUUGUCAAUGGCCAUCAGGGUCAGGUCAAGAUUGGUGACUUAGGUCUUGCAGCUAUACUUCGAAGCUCCCAACAUGCCCAUAGUGUCAUAGGUACACCAGAGUUCAUGGCACCAGAACUGUAUGAAGAGAAAUACAAUGAGCUGGUAGAUAUAUACUCCUUUGGUAUGUGUAUGAUAGAGAUGCUUACUUUUGAGUUCCCAUACAGUGAGUGCUCCAACCCAGCUCAAAUAUACAAGAAAGUUACUUCGGGGAAGCUACCCGAUGCAUUUUACAAAAUCCAAGAUUCGGAAGCCCAGAAAUUCGUGGGAAAAUGUUUAGCAAAUGUCUCUAAUAGACCAUCAACAAAGGAACUUUUAUUGGACCCAUUUUUAGCCACGGAUCAACUUGAAUCACCAUGCAUACCGUUAUCUACAAAUCAAACUACUAAGCUCAACUACACUGCAGUAUUUCCCAGUGAGAAUCUUCCACCUUGUGAUCUAACAAAGAGCGCAGAUAUGACAAUCACAGGGUCAAUAAACGAAGAGGACAACACAGUUUUCCUCAAAGUGCGGAUAUGUGACAAAAUGGGGCUAACAAGACACGUGUUCUUUCCAUUUGACACAAUAAAAGACACUGCUAUUGAGGUGGCAAUGGAGAUGGUACAAGAACUUGAAAUUACCCACUUGGAACCAUUGGAGAUUGCUGCAAUGAUAGAUCAUGAGAUAUCAAGUUUGGUUCCAAGUUGGAGGGAUCGGGUUAAGUGUCACCAUCAACGACAAUACAGCUUUAACUAUGAAGAAGAUGAGGAUGUGAACAACCAUCAUCCUUUCUUCAUAUCAUCUUCUCCAUCAUCCCCCCAUGGGUCUCUCCACGUGUCUGCUUCCCCCUCCAAGACCCACUUGCGUGGAAACCAUUACCCUUUCACUCAAGAAUGGCCUCAAGAUGAUCUAUUUAUGAACGACGACACAGGCUCUCAAAGUUCAAUGAACUCCUUAAAGUGUUCCAAUUUCCAAUACUGCGAGCCAGCCCAUAACGAAGACGAGCCCGGCCCAACAGUUGCAGUAGAGAGAGGCGAACCAAACAAGUGUACAAGAAAACACGCAGCAGCAACUAGUUUCACGAAACAGUUUCAGUACCCGACGAGAGUGGACCCUUGCAGUUGUAGAUGUGGGUCGAGCCAAGGGUGCGCAAGGCUAACAAGGAUUCGUUCGUGCCCACACGAGCGUAGGAGCCAGUUGCUUCAGCGUUCGCUAAUGUUGGAGGAGAUGUACAAAUACAAGAGAAGGUUGUAUAACACUGUUGGGGCCGUUGAGAACAUUGGGUUUCGCCAUCCAGAGAGAACUGCAUGCUUAAUCCCUCGUUGAACCUUUCUGAUUUUGGUUUGUUAACAACAGCUCUGGUCUGUGAGUACAAGUAUUAAUAAUCUUUGUAAAAUGAAUCCUGUAAUUUAUAUGAUAAGACCGUAUCAAUCUGGUCUUUAUCUUGGAUCCUCCCACCAAAUUUAAACGAUCAAAAUCAAGUGAUUUUAUUAUACCUUCGGUUGAUAUAUUAUGGUCAGUGCAUAAUUUUAGUUUCUCAAUAAUUUCCUUUCAGGACUGAUAUCUUUACACAAAUCAAUAUAAUUAAUUAUUUUUUGU
Molecule: messenger RNA, 2862 nt
Organism: Abrus precatorius (Indian licorice)
Lineage: Eukaryota; Viridiplantae; Streptophyta; Magnoliopsida; Fabales; Fabaceae
Product: probable serine/threonine-protein kinase WNK5
Exons: 7
Coding region: 730-2589 (619 amino acids)
Biological process (GO): intracellular signal transduction; protein phosphorylation
Cellular component (GO): cytoplasm
Molecular function (GO): ATP binding; protein serine/threonine kinase activity
Source: RefSeq, a predicted model, not a curated record